This is a messenger RNA of Chroicocephalus ridibundus (black-headed gull), 1280 nucleotides long. It is a transcript of the gene GDPGP1, whose product is annotated as GDP-D-glucose phosphorylase 1. Gene Ontology annotation, biological process: glucose metabolic process. The transcript has a single exon. Bases 1 to 1131 code for a protein of 376 amino acids. Gene Ontology annotation, cellular component: cytoplasm. Gene Ontology annotation, molecular function: GDP-D-glucose phosphorylase activity. Lineage: Eukaryota; Metazoa; Chordata; Aves; Charadriiformes; Laridae. The record is from RefSeq and is a predicted model, not a curated record.
AUGGCAACGCCCCGCCCCAGGCCCCGCCCACCGCCGGCCCCGCCCCGCCCGGUAGCCGGCAUGGCGGCGGCGGGCCAGGAGCCGGGCGAUGCCGGCCCCGAGGAGUUCGCGUACGGGGAGGAGGACUUCGUGCUGCAGGCGGCCGGGUGGGGGGACGAGCCGGGCUCCGCGCCCUCCCGCUUCGACCGGGCGUUGCUGGAGCGCUGGGACGACAGGAUGGAGCGGGGCUUGUUCCGGUACCGGCUGGGGCCGCUGCCCACCCGCCUCCUGCCCGGCCCCAUGCGCAUGGUGGCCCAGCUCAACGUGCAGCGCGGCACCGAGCGCCGCCCGCCGCAGCCCGUCCAGAGCCUCCGCCAGCCCUUCGACCCCGCCGCCUUCAACUUCACCCGCCUGCGCCCCGCCGAGCUGCUGCUCCGCCUGCGCCGGCCCGGCGGCCCCGACCCGCUGCUGGUGGCCAUCAACGACAGCCCGCUGGUGCGGGGACACGUCCUGCUGCUGCCGGAGCCGGCGCGGGGGCUGCCGCAGGCGCUGACGGCGCCGCUGCUGCGCGGGGGGCUGGAGGCCGCGCUGCUCAGCGCCCACCCCGGCUUCCGCCUGGGCUUCAACGGCCUGGGGGGCUGCGCCUCCGUCAACCACCUCCACCUGCACGGCUUCUACCUGCGCCGCCCGCUGCUGGUGGAGUCGGCGCCCGCCCGGCCCCUGGGGCGGCCGCACGGGCCCGGCCUCCUGACCGCCGUCCCGGCCCCCGCCUUCCUCUUCUACGCCGCCGACCCGGCCGGGCUGGAGGCGGUGGCGCGGGACGUCAGCCGGGCGGCGGAGCGGCUGGCGGACACCGGGCUGGCCUACAACCUCCUCAUCACCCGCGGCGACCCGCCGGGGGGGCCGGCGCCGGACGGGCAGCGGGGGCUGCGGGUGCUGCUGUGGGCGCGCAGGCCCAGCUUCGGCGCCAAGGCGGGCGCGGCCUUCAACGUGGCGCUGUGCGAGCUGGCCGGGUACCUGCCGCUACCGGCGGCGCCGCUCUUCGAGGAGAUCACCGAGGAGGAGGCCCUGCGCGCCAUCCGCGAGCACCUCCUGCCGGAGCCGCAGCUGCUGCGCCUCGGCGAGGACCUGGCGCAGCUCCUGGCGGACUGACCGGGGCCGGGGCCGCUCCCCGCACCGGUACCCCGGGACCGGCACCGGGCCGCCUCCGCGCCGUCCGCCAGGGGGCGCUGCGCCGCCGCGGGGUGCCAGGCUGCGUGCCACGUGACCACUCGGGGGGCGCCGUGGCCCCGCCCCGUCGC